ACUGUCGCGUUCCCGCGUAGCUCUGGAAAGUUCGUCGAGUCAGUUACUAGCGGCGGGGCUGGACGUUAUAUAAACGGCUCAUAAAGCCCGUGUGUGGACUCUAAAACCACACCGAACGACCACUAACCAUCAAAUACUCGCUCCAGUUCUUACUAGCGACAUUAACGCCAUUUAUACCGGCAGACGUCGCGUGUUGUGUGAUUUCUUUGAGAGUGCCGUACUGUGAGGAGACCGAAUACUUGUCGCUUUUUGAGGGAAAUAUUCGCAUUAAAUCAAAGAUGACUGCAGAAGAGGUGGUGAAUGAAGGUCAUACCAUCGCCAUCGAGGGUGAAGACAUCACCCCGAAGAAAGAUGGAGGUGUUUUAAAGCUGGUCAAGAAAGAGGGUGCGGGCGCUGAGUUUCCCAUGACUGGUGAUAAAGUAUUUGUGCACUAUGUCGGAACACUGCUUGACGGAACUCCGUUUGAUUCAAGCCGAGAUCGAGGAGAGAAGUUCUCCUUUGAGCUGGGAAAAGGUCAGGUGAUCAAGGCUUGGGACAUCGGCGUGGCAACAAUGAAGAUUGGUGAGAUCUGUCAGUUGAUUUGUAAACCCGAGUAUGCCUAUGGAGCUGCUGGCAGCCCACCCAAAAUCCCACCCAAUGCCACCCUUGUGUUCCAGGUGGAGUUGUUUGAGUUUCGUGGGGAGGACAUCACUGAAGAUGAAGAUGGUGGAAUUAUUCGCAGGAUCAUCACUAAGGGAGAGGGUUACACGAAACCUAAUGAGGGAGCAUCUGUAGAAGUGUGUUUGGAGGGUCGUCACGAGGACCGUGUCUUCGACGAGCGUGAGCUGAAGUUCGAGGUGGGAGAUGGAGAGAGUUUGGGUCUGCCAUCAGGUGUGGAGAAAGCCCUGCAGUCUAUGGAGCAGGGAGAAGAGGCACUCUUCACCAUCAAACCAAAGUAUGGCUUUGGAACUGCUGGCAGUGAACAAUUCAACAUUCCACCUGGUGCAACACUGCAGUACAAAAUCACACUGAAAGCAUUUGAGAAGGCCAAAGAAUCCUGGGAGAUGAACUCCAUUGAGAAACUGGAACAAAGCGCAUUUGUCAAAGAGAAAGGAACACAGUAUUUUAAGGAGGGGAAAUACAAGCAGGCAGCCGUCCAAUAUAAACGCAUUGUGUCGUGGUUGGAGCAUGAGUCCAGUCUGCAGGGCGAGGAGGAAGAGAAAGCCAAAGCACUGCGAUUGGCUGCUCAUCUCAACCUGGCUAUGUGCUACUUAAAACUGCAGGACCCAAACCUCGCCCUUGAGAACUGUGACAGUGCAUUGGAGCUGAACGCGAAUAACGAGAAGGCUUUGUUCAGGCGAGGGGAGGCACUGGUUUUCAUGAAGGAGUUUGACAGGGCGAGAGCAGACUUCCAGCACGUCGCUCAGUUGUAUCCAGCCAAUAAGGCGGCAAAGAGCCAGAUUCUGCUCUGCCAGAAACAUAUCAAAGAGCAACAUGAGAAGGACAAACGCCUGUAUGCCAACAUGUUCCAGAAGUUUGCAGAGAGGGAUGCCAAAAAGGAGGCGGAGCAGGAAAAGAAACCGAACGGUAGAGUGAUGGAAAUAGAUGAAAACGGAGCCCAGGAACAGACUGCAGCAUAAUAGUGCGCUUGUGUGCGUGUUUGCAUUAUUUACUGUCUUUUGUGUUCUUGUUUCGUUUGUUUUUAAGAGGUUUUUGUACCUUCUAUGAUUUCUGACCCGCUGAAAUGACUGUUUAUUCGAGUGUGUACGCAUACAUGCUCCAGGUUCUAAUCUGAUGUACAGUAGCAAGCCGUUUGCUUUCGUCCUGUUGCCAGACCCUUACGGCCAGGGUGUGCACUCGCUUUGUGAUUGCACAUGUGUAUGAAUUUUUUGUGUGUGCAUUACUGUAAGGCAGUUAGUUGGCGAAGCCGUGUUCUCUGCUGCGUGUCUCUCUUUAUACUGGGAGAAAUAAAGGGGAAAUUAAACUGACUCGUUCUCAGUAAAUAGCCUGUACUUCAGCCUUUCAGAAGCAUCGCAAGUGUUGCACUGCUGUACAAAUAAAGUGCUUUUCUGUCCUGUCACUCACGUGCAUGGAAAUGAUCGCCAGGGCUAAGAAGACUGUUUUGUUUAAUGUUUUGUUAUCUCUGAGUUGUAAACACUUAAUUAAUUUUUUUUAAAAACUUAUUUUCACUCCAUUUAACCACAACUGGAAGCCUUUCGGUGGUGAACCUCAAGUCUUACGAGCUGUUUAGAGAAGAAACCACCACAUCAGUCAAGUCUCGUGCUUCACUCAUGUUAUUGUUUGAACAUCAUCGAUAAGUGGCUGAGAUUUGUAGUAUUGCCUCUUCAUCUUGGUGUGGACAGGAUUAUCCAUGGUUGUACAAAAUCGUACUUUCAGACUGUGAUUUAUUGGCGUUGAUGGGAAGGAUUUAAUGUAUUAUACAAUUGUAAAAGAGGCUUGUGAAGGCAAUAUUACUGUAGUGUAGUUUGUGUGGGUGAUCGAGACAUACUCAUGGUUCUGUUCCCAUGUCCUUGAUACUCUUCUGAUGUUGACUAGAACAAUAAAACAAACUCUGAACCCU
Messenger RNA from Xyrauchen texanus (razorback sucker), 2560 nucleotides. RefSeq names its product peptidyl-prolyl cis-trans isomerase FKBP4-like. NCBI's taxonomy places the organism in Eukaryota, Metazoa, Chordata, Actinopteri, Cypriniformes, Catostomidae. Bases 279 to 1619 code for a protein of 446 amino acids. The record is from RefSeq and is a predicted model, not a curated record. Gene Ontology annotation, molecular function: peptidyl-prolyl cis-trans isomerase activity; protein binding. The transcript is spliced from 10 exons.